This is a messenger RNA of Trematomus bernacchii (emerald rockcod), 1234 nucleotides long. RefSeq names its product trypsin-2-like. Gene Ontology annotation, biological process: proteolysis. Bases 102 to 1109 code for a protein of 335 amino acids. NCBI's taxonomy places the organism in Eukaryota, Metazoa, Chordata, Actinopteri, Perciformes, Nototheniidae. The transcript has 8 exons. The record is from RefSeq and is a predicted model, not a curated record. Gene Ontology annotation, molecular function: serine-type endopeptidase activity.
GGGGCUCUGGAGCUCGGCAUAUAAACCGUUCAGCCGUCUCAUGGAUCAGUGUCUUCACAGGUACCAGAGGGUGCAUUUGAUUUUUUGAUUUGAGUCUCAGGAUGAAAGUCUUAAAGGGAGCGCUGCUGCUGCUGCUGCUGCUAGCUGUUGCUAACAUAUCCAUGGAGCUCCUGCACAACCCCAACCAAACAAUGCACCCCAUCGAAGGCAAGAUGGAGGUUGAUGGAGUCUUCGUUGCCUACAAUGAAACCGGGUCUGUUAAUUUCUACGAGACGUGUCCAACCUGCAUGAUGAUUGUGUUCAAUACUUCGAAGGGGGGGUUCCUGCUGAACUACAGGAAGGAGGGUGAUCACGAUAAACACAGGAAAAUGGCAGAGUGUUUGGGAUUCGACCACGAACAGCCGUACAGCUACGAUGGAGUCGCAGUUGCCACGGAGGAGGACAAGAUCGUCGGAGGGAAGGAGUGCAUUCCCUACUCCAGGCCCCAUCAGGUGUCUCUGAACGAUGGCUCCCACUUCUGUGGAGGCUCCCUGGUCAACGAGAAGUGGGUGGUGUCUGCCGCUCACUGCUACAAGUCCGAUAUGGAGGUUCAUUUGGGAGAGCACGACCGUAAUGUCAAGGAGGGAAACGAGCAGGUCAUCAGCUCCUCCCGUGUCAUCCCUCACCCCGACUUCAACGAUGACCAAAAGGACAGUGACAUCAUGCUGAUCAAGCUGAGCAAGCCCGCUAACCUCAACCAAUACGUUCAGGCCGUGGCUCUGCCCAGCAGCUGUGCCUCCCCUGGCACCAAGUGCAUCGUCUCUGGCUGGGGAAACACCCAGAACUCGGCUGACAAGAACAAGCUGCAGUGUCUGAACAUACCCAUCCUGACCGAAAGGGUCUGUGAAAACUCCCCAGGUCGGAUCACUGAUAACAUGUUCUGCGCUGGAUACCUUGAGGGAGGCAAGGACUCUUGCCAGGGAGACUCUGGUGGACCCGUCGUGUGCAACGGUGAGCUGCAGGGUGUUGUGUCCCAUGGCCUCGGAUGUGCUAAGAAUGACAAACCCGGUAUCUACACCAAGGUCUGCCACUUCACCGAUUGGCUGGAGACAACCAUGGCCAACAAUUAAGUCUGAUCCUGCGAUCACCAUCUUACUCUGCUGCCUUUCUUCCAUCAUUCUAACUCCACGGUUGUUGUUGAGUUUGGAAUAAUGUGCAAUCUGAGUCAAUAAAGUCCUACACCUUGACUUUUAAA